GCAUUUCUGGAAGUCGGAGGAACAGCCAGUCAAAGCCAGCCAGCAUCUGAACCAGCGUAGGAACUGGAGCAGCGGUGGACGAAGGGUCGGCUGUGUUGGAAUACGAUAUAAUUUUAAUAUCCACGAGCACAGACGGUGAAUGCAGCAGAGUAGUCGUCGACAUGCACGCGAGGGUUUUCCAUUUGGGUCCGGGGAGCUGAAGCAUAGUGCAGCCCGGACACAUUACGUUUUCGGUGGGAUAAGCCAUCUGUGAUACACUGGGUGUGCACGGCGCAAUAACGGCGCGAGACAACCGGUUAUUCCAUCGACAGCUAGCUCACACUAACACAGCUAGCCAACCAUUUUCCGAGCGCCCCGAUAGCUUGCGGUGAAGCGAGCAUCUCGGUCGGUGCGGGACGUGUCCGUAGAUGCUGCUGAGGGAGCCCUGUGUCUGGCAGUACCCGACAGUAAGAUACAAACCCGAGGCAUGCAAAGAGGGGUGUUUUUCUGCAAACGAGCGAGGAAAUCUCCACGCCCCGGGCUCUGCUCUGUGGCUACUAUUUAGCUAGCUCGCUGGCUAGCCAGCCUACCGGGAGAGUUAGCUGAAGAGAAGGUGGGGCCGCGGAGUGACAGCCUUGGACGCCAGCUAAUGUGGCUAGCCGGCUAACUUGGACUCUUGAGUGGCCACUCGUUUACCAGUCACUGACAUUGAGAGGGGUGUAAAUUACCAAGUGUGCAGUUUGGCUCCAAAGAAAACAAGUUAUUAUUGAUUCCUCCAAAAUCCGUGUGGGUGGGCUAUCUUGAGGAGAGCAUCCUCGUCUACCUGUAUGACCAUGGCGGACGACGACGUGCUGUUCGAGGAUGUCUACGAGCUGUGUGAGGUGAUUGGCAAGGGUCCCUUCAGCGUGGUGAGGCGCUGCAUCAACAGGGACACGGGCCAGCAGUUUGCUGUAAAGAUCGUGGAUGUGGCCAGCUUCACCUCCAGCCCUGGCCUCAGCACAGAGGAUCUGAAGCGAGAGGCCAGUAUCUGCCACAUGCUGAAACACCCCCACAUUGUAGAGCUGCUGGAGACCUACAGCUCUGAUGGCAUGCUCUACAUGGUCUUUGAAUUCAUGGAUGGAGCAGACCUGUGUUUCGAAAUCGUGAAGAGAGCCGACGCUGGGUUUGUGUACAGCGAAGCGGUGGCCAGCCACUACAUGAGGCAGAUUUUGGAGGCCCUUCGGUACUGCCACGACAACAAUGUGAUCCAUCGGGAUGUAAAGCCUCACUGUGUGCUGUUGGCCUCAAAGGAAAACUCUGCUCCGGUCAAGCUGGGAGGUUUUGGAGUGGCCAUACAGCUGGGAGAGUCUGGUUUAGUAGCUGGAGGUCGAGUCGGCACUCCCCACUUCAUGGCCCCAGAGGUCGUCAAGAGGGAGCCAUACGGCAAACCGGUGGACGUGUGGGGAUGUGGCGUCAUCCUCUUCAUCCUCCUCUCUGGCUGCCUUCCUUUCUAUGGCACCAAGGAGCGUUUGUUUGAGGCGAUCAUUAAGGGAAAGUACAAGAUGAACCCGCGCCAGUGGGCCCACAUCUCUGAGAGCGCCAAGGACCUGGUGAGACGCAUGCUGAUGCUGGACCCUGCUGAGAGGAUCACCGUCUACGAGGCCCUCAACCACCCCUGGCUGAAGGAGAGGGACAGGUAUGCCUACAAGAUCCACCUGCCUGAGACAGUGGAGCAGCUGAGGAAGUUCAACGCCAGGAGGAAGCUGAAGGGUGCAGUGCUGGCUGCUGUCUCCAGCCACAAGUUUAACUCCUACUAUGGCGACCCCCCAGAGGAGCUACAUGACUUCUCAGAUGACCCCACCUCCUCAGGACUGCUAGCUGCUGAAACAGGGGCAGUAUCACAGGUUUUGGACAGUCUAGAAGAGAUUCACGCACUGACAGACUGCAGUGAGAAAGACAUGGACUUUCUCCACAGUGUCUUCCAGGAUCAGCACCUCCACACCCUGUUAGAUCUUUAUGACAAAAUCAACACCAGGUCGUCCCCUCAGAUCAGAAACCCUCCGAGUGAUGGAGUGCAGAGAGCCAAAGAGGUACUGGAAACCAUCUCCUGUUACCCAGAGAACAUGGAGGCCAAGGAGCUCAGGAGGAUCCUCACACAGCCACACUUCAUGGCUCUGCUGCAGACCCACGAUGUGGUGGCCCAUGAGGUCUACAGCGAUGAGGCGCUGAGGGUGACCCCCCCGCCCACCUCACCUUACCUGAAAGGAGACUCCCCAGACAGCACCAACGGAGACAUGGACUUGGAGAAUGUCACCAGGGUCCGCCUGGUCCAGUUUCAGAAGAACACUGAUGAGCCCAUGGGCAUCACUCUGAAAAUGAAUGAACUUAAUCACUGUAUUGUGGCCCGAAUCAUGCACGGUGGAAUGAUUCAUCGGCAAGGGACUCUGCAUGUAGGAGAUGAGAUCCGAGAGAUUAAUGGCAUCAGCGUCGCCAAUCAGACAGUAGAGCAGCUCCAAAAGAUGCUGAGGGAGAUGAGGGGUAGCAUCACCUUCAAGAUUGUACCCAGUUACCGGUCCCAGUCCAUGUCCUGUGAGAAAGAGUCACCUGAUGUGUCCCGACAGUCGCCUGCAAACGGUCAUGCCAGUGUCACUAGCUCCAUCCUGGACCUGCCAGCAACGAUCCAGCCCAAAGGCCGUCAGAUCUCCAGACCUGCUAUCAAGGACAAAUUGUCCAUCAAGAUAUAUGUUCGGGCUCAGUUUGAGUAUGACCCCGCGAAAGACGACCUCAUCCCGUGCAAGGAGGCGGGCAUUCGCUUCCGGGUGGGCGACAUCAUUCAGAUCAUCUCCAAGGACGACCACAACUGGUGGCAGGGAAAGCUGGAGAACACCAAGAACGGCACAGCAGGCCUCAUCCCCUCGCCUGAGCUACAGGAGUGGCGCGUGGCGUGUAUAGCGAUGGAGAAGACCAAACAGGAGCAGCAGGCCAGUUGUACCUGGUUUGGCAAGAAGAAGAAACAAUACAAAGACAAGUACCUGGCCAAGCACAACGCAGUGUUUGACCAAUUAGAUCUGGUGACGUAUGAGGAAGUGGUCAAAGUGCCAUCAUUCAAAAGGAAAACACUGGUGUUGCUUGGUGCACAUGGAGUUGGAAGGAGGCACAUCAAGAACACACUCAUCACCAAACAUCCUGACCGCUUCGCCUACCCCAUCCCUCACACGACUCGGCCUCCUAAGAAGGAUGAGGAGAACGGGAAGAACUACUACUUUGUGUCUCACGACCAGAUGAUGCAGGACAUCAGUAACAACGACUACCUGGAGUACGGCAGCCACGAGGACGCCAUGUAUGGAACCAGGCUGGAGACCAUCAGGCAGAUCCAUGCACAGGGCAUGAUCUCCAUCCUGGAUGUUGAACCACAGGCACUAAAGAUCCUCAGGACAGCUGAGUUUGCUCCCUAUGUUGUCUUCAUCGCAGCUCCCACUGUCACCCCAGGCAUGACUGAGGACGACUCUCUGCAGCGGCUCCAGAAGGAAUCAGAGAUGCUGCAGGGGACCUACGCUCACUACUUUGACCAGACCAUCAUUAACAAUGAGAUUGAUGACACCAUCCGACUGCUGGAGGAGGCCGUAGACCUGGUGUCCACCACCUCUCAGUGGGUCCCCGUCUCCUGGGUCUACUGACAUACACUCAACAUGAAUGAGCUCAUCACCCUGAACGAUCCAUCUCUGAUCCAACACAGAUGCUAAACUUGGGUCAAAGCCCCUCGAAUCACGUCUCUCUCAUCAGAAUCACGCAUCUCUGUAGAUAAACUGUUGUUGAAAAAGAGGGAAACACUAAUGACUCUGACGCAUCACUACAGAGACUUCAUCCUGCCCCGCCCCCUUUUUCUCAACAGCCUCAAAGGCAUAUUGUUGUGUACAUAUAUACAUAUAUAUAUAUAAAUGAUAAAACACUAAGUGAAUAUGGUUCUGUCCUAGUUGAAGGGUGGGGAGUGGAGGGGCAGUGUGGUAGAUAUUUUGUACUUUUCUUUUGUAAUUGAUGGAUGGGUGGUAAUAUUGGAAAGGCAAUAGUGAGCAUGACCAUAAAGCAGUCUUAUGUGGGUGCCUGUGUGUGUGUUGACCUUUUAAGGCACCUCUUGUGGUACUCUGUGUCCUCCUCCCUGACGUCCCCCUAAUUUCCUCGGCCUCUGUGACGAACACGCCGAACUUUAAAAGCACAUUAGAAGCUGCUAUAGUGGCAACAAGUAACUCCCUCAGCUCCAAAUGCAAGUUUGAGUGAAGCAGAAAGCACAGGAAACUUGGCAGUUUCUUUCUUCCUCGCCCUCCCCUGCCCUUUAUUUAUUUCUCUGGCCCUCUGUGCCUGUCAGUCUGUUGAAGGAGCACACUGCAUCCCUCUACGCUGUCUCUGUGUGUUGCUGUAGCCUAUUGUACCAUGCUUCUCUUCCCAACCUCCCAUGGUCUUUGUUUACAUCUCGGUUUGCACAAAAUGGACAAUGAAUAAGACGUGUACUGCAUCUCGUCACCUCAUCGUUUAUAUUUGGGCUGUCUUCACCCCUCUCCCUCCAUACAUGAAAUCAGUGGACGUGGAAUAUCGUUCUUGGGGCGUGAUCAGCUACGAAAAAUCACCCACAUCGACCACUAAACAUGGCCCCUGACCUGGAAGACAAAAAACUAACAGAAAGGAGAAACUGCCUUAUCUGAGCCUCGGGGAGGACGUCUGUAACACCUAUGCACACCCCUGGUUUCUGCCAGGCAGAGCGCCACGACAACCAUUUUCUUCUUCUUCUAUUAGAGAGCCAUGCUUGUUAGAAUAAAGUGUUCAUAGGAAUGUUUGUGGACGGGGAGGGCCUCAUGUAGGUGGGAAAAAUCCAAUCCUAGAGCCACCAUUUUGGAACUGUUAACUGUUGUCUUUAAAAAUAUAAAGGAGUAUUCUUGUUUCGAGGGAGAGAAAAUAACUAAAUUUUGUGUGUAAAUGUUUCAAUGGUGCGUACGUCAUACGAGUGAAUUACCAAGAGCCAGUGUAUAUUAACCCUUAAAAGAAGCUCAGUAUGUGACAUAACCUCUUCAUGCUCUACCAGAAGUGGCACAGCGCCGCCGUGCCCGCCCGCAGCAUGUAGGCACAUCAGUCGAAGGGCCGUAGACAAAAAAAUAAUUUAAAAAAAGUCAAUACUAUCAGCUGCGUGGUGCGACCGCUGCUGUUCCACUUCCAGUAAAGUGUUUUCAUUUCAAGUCCUGUGUAAAUUACCUCUGCAAAUGACAAAAGCAGCUCUUCUGUAUGAAAUGUUGUUCUUUUUUGUUAUUUCAUUUUUAAAAAAAUAUAUUUCCUUUUACGUGUUUAAAGUA
Molecule: messenger RNA, 5297 nt
Organism: Epinephelus lanceolatus (giant grouper)
Lineage: Eukaryota; Metazoa; Chordata; Actinopteri; Perciformes; Serranidae
Product: peripheral plasma membrane protein CASK-like
Biological process (GO): protein phosphorylation
Molecular function (GO): ATP binding; protein binding; protein kinase activity
Source: RefSeq, a predicted model, not a curated record